GCUCAACAACAAAAGGCUAGAGAAAUUAAGCAGUGCUAAAAUGAAGGCUUUUCAUUUCCUUGUCUUAUUAGCUUUGGCUGUAGCUUUCUCUUUUGCCUCCGCCUUUGACCCUAGCCCUCUCCAGGACUUCUGUGUUGCAAUUCCUGAACCUAAGAAUGCUGUGUUUGUUAAUGGAAAGUUCUGCAAGAACCCAAAUCUUACUGUAGCUGGUGAUUUCUCUAUUUCGGGACUCAAUAUUCCAGCAUUUACUGGAAACCGAGUUGGAUCAAAUGUCACCCUCAUAAACGUUGACAAAAUACCAGGACUUAAUACUCUUGGUAUUUCUCUUGCCCGGUUAGACUUUGCUCCCUAUGGUGGCUUAAACCCUCCCCACACUCACCCUCGUGCCACAGAGAUCCUUGUAGUUGUGGAGGGCACCCUUUAUGUUGGCUUUGUCACAUCCAACCCCAAUCGUUUGUUCACCAAAGUCUUAUACCCAGGAGAUGUUUUUGUAUUUCCAAUUGGUCUCAUCCACUUCCAGUUUAACAUUGCAAAAACGAAUGCAGUUGCCUUUGCUGGUCUAAGCAGCCAAAACCCAGGCGUCAUCACCAUAGCAAAUGCAAUUUUCGGGCCUAAUCCACCCAUUAAUCCUGAUGUUCUAGCUAAGGCCUUCCAAUUGGACAACGCAACGGUUGAAAAACUGCAAAAACUAUUUAACAGUGCAUAAAAAUAACUAUUUGAAAUGAAUGCUGCUCAUUGUUUAAAAAUGAUGUUUAGUUAUGUUUCAUGCAUGUAUUUCCAAUAAUUGAGCAAGCAUAUUAUAGUUAUAGUUAAAUGCAAAUACGUGCAUUUUUGGUGUGUCAAUAAUAAUUCAAUAAAGAGACUUCUGUA
Molecule: messenger RNA, 870 nt
Organism: Manihot esculenta (cassava)
Lineage: Eukaryota; Viridiplantae; Streptophyta; Magnoliopsida; Malpighiales; Euphorbiaceae
Product: germin-like protein subfamily 1 member 17
Exons: 2
Coding region: 41-706 (221 amino acids)
Cellular component (GO): cell wall
Molecular function (GO): manganese ion binding
Source: RefSeq, a predicted model, not a curated record